Fusarium vanettenii 77-13-4 is the source of this 1248-nucleotide messenger RNA. RefSeq lists its product as uncharacterized. NCBI's taxonomy places the organism in Eukaryota, Fungi, Ascomycota, Sordariomycetes, Hypocreales, Nectriaceae. The record is from RefSeq and is a predicted model, not a curated record. The transcript has 6 exons. The coding region runs from base 1 to 1248 and encodes 415 amino acids.
AUGCCAGAGUUCCCAGUCGUCCAUGGCGUCACAGUUGCGGUAGCACCACCGGAUGACUACGAUGUCGACUUUGAGCACCCCAAGAGGCGACAUGAGAUCGAGUCGUAUGUGGUAUCGGGUCUCGGUAUGGCGAUAGCGGCCCUUUUCUUCCUUCAGUUCAUGUACGUCAAGUUGGGGCUUCUCCGGAAAGCAGAUGGAGAGACAGCAUGCCUUAUUCUCGCGUGGCUAUCUUCUAUCGCGGUUCAAGCCGUGGCCCUUCUGCAUGCAUGGGAACUCUCCCUUGAUGACUACAUCUUCGGGAGCAAGUUCAUGGUCAUCUCGCCCAUUCUCUAUGCAAUCUGCACUGGCGCUUCCAAGAUGUCGCUGAUCCUCUUCUACCGCAAGCUCUCACCGCAACGCUGGUGGAAGUGGAGCCUGUACUUUGUUCUCUUCCUUGUGGCCGGGUACAACAUCUCGAUAUUCUUCGCCAUAAUCUUUGGCUGCCGACCCUUCAACAAGCAUUGGGAUGUGAGGGUGACUGAGGGAAGCUGCGUGAACCGACCGGCCAUUUACAUUUGCACUGCAGCGCUUGGUAUCGCGUCGGAUCUCCUGUUGUUGGUGAUGCCGAUGCCUAUGAUCAUGCGCUUGCAAAUGCCACCGAGGCAAAAGGCUGGUCUGGUCCUGCUGUUUGGGAUUGGAUCUGCCACACUUGUGACGUCGAUUGUUCGGUUGAUACUCUUGAUGCCGAUUCUCACCACCACGGACACGACCUGGGUUAUUUCCAGUGCCGUGGUCUGGAUCUAUGUUGAAGCCAACCUUCUUGUGAUAUGCGCCUCAUUAACAACGCUCCGACGGUUCUUCAUUCACGUGGCACCCAAGCUCAUCGGUGAACGAGGGUCGUCGGCUGGGUAUGCUGCAAGCGGCAGCAAAGGAACGCGAGGGCACCCGUUCCGGACGAUCGGAAGCGUCGCAAACAGAGGAAAAGUCGACAAAUACGGAAUGGAUAUUGAAGAAGCCGGCUUCGACUUGAAGACGAUUGGUCAGGCCGAACCAACAGAGACCGAGGUCAAGGCCUAUGAAACAGGUGCUCAGCCGCAAAAGAUGAUCAAGCACCUUCGACGACAAGAGUCCAUCAACAAAUUUGGAGACGCUGCAUCUGAAACGCGGCUUUGGGAUCCACGCAAGGACAGUGAUGAGGGCGACCGGGCGAUUGUUCAGACGACGACUGUGACGGUCGUGUAUGAGGAUCGGGGUCAAAGAGGCCUCUGA